UGUAUCUGUUGUGAGCGGUCUGCCUGCGAGGUUGGCACCAUGGGAGCCGCGGUGCUGGCCGCGGUCCUGGGGGUCUUCCUUCUGGCCAGGGGCUCGGUGGGCGACGAGGCCCGGGAGGCAAAGGCCGUCCAGGAGCUGGUGGCCCGGCUGCUGGGGCCAGGGCCGGCGGCCGAGUUCUUGGUGUCGGUGGAGCGCUCCCUGGCGGCCGAGCCCGGCCUGGACACCUACAGCCUGAGCGGCGGCGGCGGCGGCGGGACGCCGGUGCGUGUGCGCGGCUCCACGGGCGUGGCGGCCGCCGCGGGGCUGCACCGCUACCUGCGUGACUUCUGCGGCUGCCAGGUGGCCUGGUCCGGCUCUCAGCUGCGCCUGCCGCGGCCGCUGCCCGCCGUGCCGGGAGAGCUGACCGAAGCCACGCCCAACAGGUACCGCUAUUACCAGAAUGUGUGCACGCACAGCUAUUCCUUCGUGUGGUGGGACUGGGCCCGUUGGGAGCAAGAGAUUGACUGGAUGGCGCUGAAUGGCAUCAACCUGGCACCGGCUUGGAGUGGCCAGGAGGCCAUCUGGCAACGGGUGUACUUGGCCUUGGGCCUGACCCAGUCAGAGAUCGACAACUACUUCACCGGUCCUGCCUUCCUGGCCUGGGAACGCAUGGGUAACCUGCACACCUGGGGUGGCCCCCUGUCCCAGUCCUGGCACCUCAAGCAACUCUACCUUCAGCAUCGGAUCCUGGACCGGAUGCGCUCCUUUGGCAUGAUCCCAGUGCUGCCUGCCUUCGCAGGGCAUGUCCCCAAGGCCAUCACCAGGGUGUUCCCACGGGUCAACAUCACCCAGUUGGGGAGCUGGGGACAUUUCAAUUGCUCCUACUCCUGCUCCUUCCUUCUGGCUCCAGGAGACCCCAUGUUCCCCCUCAUUGGGAGCCUCUUCCUCCGGGAGCUGACCAGAGAGUUUGGCACAGACCACAUCUAUGGGGCUGACACCUUCAAUGAGAUGCAGCCUCCCUCCUCGGAUCCCUCCUACCUCACCGCAGCCACCUCAGCAGUCUAUGAGGCCAUGACCGCUGUGGACCCUGAUGCCCUGUGGCUUCUCCAAGGCUGGCUCUUCCAGCACCAGCCUCAGUUCUGGGGCCCCGCACAGGUCAAGGCCGUGCUGGAGGCUGUGCCCCGCGGUCGUCUCCUGGUCCUGGACCUGUUUGCUGAGAGCCGCCCUGUUUACACCCGCACGGCCUCCUUCCACGGCCAGCCCUUCAUCUGGUGCAUGCUUCACAACUUUGGGGGUAACCACGGCCUGUUUGGAGCCCUCGGGGAGGUGAACCGAGGCCCCCAGGCGGCCCGCCUCUUCCCCAAAUCCACCAUGGUAGGCACCGGCAUAGCCCCGGAGGGCAUCGGCCAGAAUGAAGUGGUCUACGCCCUCAUGGCCGAGCUGGGCUGGCGCAAGGACCCUGUGCCUGAUUUGGCGGCCUGGGUGAGCAGCUUCGCCAGCCGCCGAUACGGCGUCUCCCAGCCGGAGGCGGAGGCGUCCUGGAGGCUGCUACUCAGGAGUAUCUACAACUGCUCUGGGGAGGCCUGCAGCGGGCACAACCGAAGCCCCCUGGUCAAGCGGCCAUCCCUACAGAUGAGCACCACUGUCUGGUACAACCGAACGGAUGUCUUCGAGGCUUGGCGGCUGCUGUUAGCAGCUGCUCCCAACCUGAGCGCCAGCCCAGCCUUCCGCUACGACCUGCUGGACCUCACCCGCCAAGCAGUGCAGGAGCUGGUCAGCCUGUGCUACGAGGAGGCAAGGACCUCGUACCUGAACCAGGAACUUGACCGGCUGCUCAGGGCUGGUGGCCUCCUGGUCUCCGAGCUCCUGCCUGCCCUAGAUGAGCUGCUGGCUAGCGACAGGCGCUUCUUGCUGGGCAGCUGGUUGGAUCAGGCCAGGGCAGUGGCCGUGAGUGAGGCUGAGGCCCAGUUCUAUGAACAGAACAGCCGCUACCAGGUCACCCUCUGGGGGCCGGAGGGCAACAUUUUGGACUAUGCCAAUAAGCAGCUGGCGGGACUGGUGGCUGAUUACUACCAGCCACGCUGGGGCCUCUUCCUGGAGACUCUGGCUCACAGCCUAGCCAGAGGUGUCCCCUUCCAGCAGCACCAGUUUGAGAAGAAGGUUUUUCCGCUAGAGCAGGCCUUCGUUAACAACAACAAGAGAUAUCCCAGUCAGCCCCAGGGGGACACUGUGGACCUAGCCAAGAAGAUCUUCCUCAAAUACCACCCCCGGGCUCUUUGUGACAGACUGGACAUCCAGGGACCUGCUGGCCUAGGUCCUCAAACCCCAACAAGCCCAAGACGCUCCCUAUGCCUUGGAGAAGGGGCCAAGAUAUGACAGUGAGUGACCCUGAUGGCUUAGAGGGAAGCGAGGUGCUCCCUUCCACCCCAGCUUUGGGGGUUAAAGUACUGUUUUCUGUUGGCAAUAAACUGCUGAAUCAGCCUGGAUCUAUUAAA
Molecule: messenger RNA, 2474 nt
Organism: Psammomys obesus (fat sand rat)
Lineage: Eukaryota; Metazoa; Chordata; Mammalia; Rodentia; Muridae
Gene: Naglu
Product: N-acetyl-alpha-glucosaminidase
Exons: 6
Coding region: 40-2355 (771 amino acids)
Source: RefSeq, a predicted model, not a curated record